ACCGUGCUUCCUCUGAAGCCGCAAGAAGUACAUCCUUUGCUUGACUUUUUUGAGGAUGGAGUUGAUGUUCGUCUGCCUCUUCAGGUCCUUUGAGACCGGAAUUCCCAAGAACUUGAAGGUCUCGACAGUUGCCACAAGACUCAUCACUGUUAAACAGAUUUUAUUUUUAGUUCACUUCAUCACAAAUAAAACGCAGUACGUUUUUCUCCACAAAAGAAUGGAAAUGACCUACUAUGAUGAUUAUUUUUUUUCUUAUUGUAGAUCACUUGCUUUCUAAUUUGUCAGAUAAAAACUAAUCCAUUCGACGUUGUCCAUGCCCAUUUUCCAAGCCGCUUAUCCUCACAAGGGCCGUGGGAGUGCUGGAGCUCAUCUCAAGUAGCUUCAGGCGAAAGCCAGACUACACCUUGUAUUUUGAUUCGACUUAAUCAUUCAGCUACGCAAAAAUUAAUAACCCCUUUUAACCAAACUCACUUCUACUUCUUUCUGUAUUAUAUCUGGAAAAUACUUCAACUGAGAAAUUGCCUGUCGCAACCUUGCACUCAUCAUUGCUUAUACACGCCUGAUGAAAAGUCUGCCACUGGUACCUCCCACUACUAUACACAGAGUUUAUAAAGCUCCUGGGACUGGUUUUCUCUUGUUGAAAGAAGACCAGUCCUUCCCUGAUUAAUAUUCCUCAUCAUCCUGGAAUAACGAUGGUGAAAUAUGAGGUAACCGUCUACACUGGUGACCGUGUCAACGCCACCACGUUGAACAGCGUGCACAUUAAGCUGGUGGGAACAGAUGGCGAGAGUGACCGCACGCGCCUGAGGUCUUUCGUCAUCUUCAGAGGAUCAGUGUCUACUUGGACGGUUUCCUGCCCAAACUCUCUUGGGGAGUUGGUUCUGAUAGAACUAGACAAAAAAGAUGUCUUGCCUUUGCCCGAUGACGAUUGGUUCCCUAACAAGGUGGAAGUCAAAUCCCCCGAGCGAGACGUUUACACCUUUCCCAUCUACUCCUGGAUCAGUGAAAGGAAGACUCACCGCUAUAUGGAGGGCAAAGGUAGCUUGAUUUGUGUCUUUGAUGAAACCAACUCACUUGGUCAGUAUGCGAGGGAGCAGGAGCUGAGUCAACGAAGCAAAGACUACGAAUGGGAAUUGUAUCAUCCAGGUUUGCCCUACACCAUGAAGUCAGAUGGUCCUUUGAGCUUGCCGGAUGAGGUCAAGUUCUCCUUCACCAAGGCUGCACAGUUUGCAUUUACAGCAGCUGUCGGUUUGGCUAAGCUCAAGCUAAAAGGGUUGGCUCACAACCAGGAAAACUGGGAAAAUCUUGACAAAAUCAAUGACGUUCUCCAGAACAAAGACACCCCCUUAUCAGAUUAUGUCCAGGAGCACUGGACGGAAGAUGGAUUUUUUGCAUACCAGUUUCUAAAUGGAGUCAAUCCCACCUUGAUUCGACGUUGCAAAACUCUACCUGAAAAUUUCCCUGUGACCUAUGAAAUGGUCUCCAUUCCGAAUGGAUCAAGCUUGUCGAAGGAGUUGAAGGAAGGCAACAUAUACCUGUGCGACUACAAGAACCUGGACAGCACGCCGGCCAAUACCAUUGAAGGGAUGCAGCAGUUCUUGACGGCGCCCCUUGUCUUGCUUCAUAAAAGACCAGACGACAAGCUGAUGCCGAUCGCCAUCCAGCUGAAGCAGAAUCCGGCUGAGGACAACCCGAUCUUCCUCCCAUCUGACUCCCCACAUGACUGGCUGACAGCUAAGAUUUUUGUGAGAAGUGCCGAUUUUGCAGAGCACCAAAUCAAUGCGCACUUACUGCGCACUCACCUGCUGGCGGAGGUUUUUGCGGUGUCACUGCUGCGCAAUCUGCCAAUGGUGCAUCCCCUGUACAAGCUCCUCAUACCCCACACUCGCUACACUCUGCAGAUCAAUGAAUUAGCUCGGACACAGUUAAUAGGACCAACUGGAGUCUUCACCCUGUUUGCAGCUUCUGGUGGAGAGGCUUUGACGAAGAUCUUGGCGAGAUCGCUGUCCUCAAUCACCUUCAGGUCCCUUUGCAUCGCUGAUGACAUUGUCGAUCGCGACUUGCAGGAUGUCCCCAACUUCUACUACAGAGAUGAUGGACUCCAACUUUGGAACAUUAUGUCUAAAUUUGUGCAGGGAGUAAUACGGUACUACUACAAGAGCGAUGAUGAGAUCCAGCGAGACUCAGAACUGCAGACUUGGAUUAAGGACAUUUUGGAAUAUGGAUUUCUUUCCCAGCCACAAACAGGAAUCCCUCAGAGUUUCACCAUUGUGCCUGAGCUUGUCAAGUUUGUCACCAUGGUGAUGUUUACUUGUUCAUGCCAACAUGCAGCUGUAAACAACGGACAGUACGACUACGGUGGCUGGAUGCCCAACACCCCGGCAACCCUGCAGCGUCGUCCACCAACAGAAAAAGGGACAACAAGCGAGGCCACAGUGCUGGAGACCCUGCCCCCUAUCAAUGUGACAGUUCAGGGAAUUGCCACAGUCUGGCUACUCAGCAAGGAGUCAUCAGACUUUAUCCCUCUCGGACACUACCCAGAAGACCAUUACACUGAAGAGACUCCCCGCCAACUGCAAAGGGACUUUCAAGCCAAGCUUGACGUGUUAUCGAACGCGAUUAACAACAGAAACGAAGGUCUGGAAAUCCCGUACACUUAUCUUGAUCCAAAGAAGGUCGAGAACAGUGUGGCCAUCUAAACAAUCAAAAUGGAAGAUACCAUGUUUGUUUUUAAGUGCAUACAAGUAUGAAUUCAUUGUGUUCUUGAACAGGGUUAGUGUGUUAGUUAGAACGUUCAAAGGUUGACUUUCAAGUUUUACAAUUUUAUCAAAUUUCCCCGGCAAACUAAGAAAAACUGACUUGAUGAAUUCCUGGCCAAGCAGUCCAUGCCAACAUCAAACCUGCGUUAACUGUACAGGCACCGUUUUGCGUAACAUUACAAGUGUGGUAAUUCGCACACAAGUGUAGAGAGAUAUUAAUAAAACAAAAAGAGUUUUAGUGUGCCCCGAUUUACUGAGGUGACAUUUGUUAGUUCGAGGCCUAUUCAUGCCGAAAUGUUUUAACUUCAAACUGCCUUUGACUCGCGCAGCCUUUUCACCAUUGUGGAUAAGAUGAGUCGGGAAUAGAUGGAUACCCUUGUGACCCCGGCGGGGUUGAAAAGGUGAAAGUGUCUUCGCGGAAUAUCUUUGACUUCCAUCCUGCACUGCGCUGACUUGAAUAUGGAAAUGUGCGAAGCGCAAUUUAAACGAUGUAUGCAUGA
Molecule: messenger RNA, 3259 nt
Organism: Syngnathoides biaculeatus (alligator pipefish)
Lineage: Eukaryota; Metazoa; Chordata; Actinopteri; Syngnathiformes; Syngnathidae
Product: arachidonate 12-lipoxygenase, 12R-type-like
Exons: 14
Coding region: 693-2699 (668 amino acids)
Biological process (GO): lipid oxidation; linoleic acid metabolic process
Molecular function (GO): iron ion binding; oxidoreductase activity, acting on single donors with incorporation of molecular oxygen, incorporation of two atoms of oxygen; protein binding
Source: RefSeq, a predicted model, not a curated record